AUGCAGCUCACUAAUCUCUCCGCCCUCGCCCUUUUUGCUACUUCCGCUCUGGCAGCAGACUGCUUCGGUAACAGGCAAGAUGGUAUCGAGCGGUUUGAGCAAGCAUACUGGGAUGCUCGCCAGAAGAUGUGCAGCAACUCAGACUGCACCUACCAGCAGGGCUGCACCACCAGGGGUUCAAAGACCAUCAAAGGACUAGCAUCUAUCACUGUCAAUGUCGAACUGAGCCGCAAGAACACUGGCGGCAAGAAAGGAUUCAAGGAUUGCUGGGAUGCUACUGAGAACAUCAUCAACCAGUGCGUCAAGGGGACUCACCAGCUGAGUGGAACUUGGGAGUACAACGGUCAGCUGUAUCAGGUCAACGGAUACUAUUCUUAA
Molecule: messenger RNA, 378 nt
Organism: Fusarium oxysporum Fo47
Lineage: Eukaryota; Fungi; Ascomycota; Sordariomycetes; Hypocreales; Nectriaceae
Exons: 4
Coding region: 1-378 (125 amino acids)
Source: RefSeq, a predicted model, not a curated record